Molecule: messenger RNA, 1694 nt
Organism: Daldinia caldariorum
Lineage: Eukaryota; Fungi; Ascomycota; Sordariomycetes; Xylariales; Hypoxylaceae
Product: class I glutamine amidotransferase-like protein
Exons: 3
Coding region: 355-1122 (255 amino acids)
Cellular component (GO): nucleus; cytosol
Source: RefSeq, a predicted model, not a curated record
UUUUUUUUUUUUUUUUUUUUUUUGUUAUUCACUUGGUAAAAUCCUAUCGACGCACGAGCUGGCCUCCACUACCUGCGUCUUAACUCGCGUGUAUAUAUAUAAAGCCUAAGUAGUUCGAAGUUUUUGAGACCUUGUUCUCGCCAGGUCUACCCAGUAGAAUUCCUUAGCAUUUAGUUAAUUGUUCUGUCCACUCUUCUUCAUUGUUCCCUCGGGUCAUUUGUAUCCGUCCUCAUAACUUCCAACAUCCAUUGCCUCAAUCCAUUGCCCGACCCAUUCCGGCUCUGAAAAAAACAAAAACAAUAAACAAGAAAUAAAAUAGAAAUAAAAUAGACACCAAACAAAAAAAAAAACACAAUGGGUUCCGUAUACAUCGCUCCGAUCCGUCUCGCGAUCCUCGAAGCCGACACCCCAGUUCCCGGAAUCAAAGCUAAGUACGGGUCGUACGGCGGGGUGUUCAAAUACCUCUUCGAAAGGGCGUGUGCGUCUCUAAACCCACCCCAACCCCUCUCUGCCCUACUCGAGCUCUCGUCCCACGACAUCGUAAACCACCCCGGCGACGCCUACCCCGACCCGGAGACGAUCGACGCCAUCCUCAUCACCGGUUCUAAGUACUCCGCGUAUGACAAUGACGACUGGAUCGUCCGCCUCACCCAGUACACCCGGCGCUGCCUCGAGGGCGGCCGCGUCCGCGUUAUCGGCGUCUGCUUCGGCCACCAGAUAGUCGGCCGCGCCCUCGGCGUCGAGGUCGGCAAGAACGUUCGUGGGUGGGAGAUCAGUGUUACCGAACACGAACUCACCGAAGAAGGAAAGAAGCUGUUCGGCAUGCAGAAGCUGGCCAUCCACCAAAUGCACCGUGACCAAGUCUUCUCGUUACCCCCCGGCGCCGUCCAGCUAGCCCGCACCGACGUGUGCGACGUGCAAGCCAUGUACAUCCCGCAGCGGUGCAUCACGGUGCAGGGCCACCCCGAGUUUACCGACGACAUGGUGCGCGAGAUCCUCGAGAUGCGCCGAUACGGCGGGAUCCUCGGCCCGGAUAUCUUUGAGGACGGCAUGCGGCGUGUUAGUAAUAAACACGACGGCGUUGCCGUUGCUAGGGCUUUCCUGCGCUUCCUCCGGCAGUAAACAGCAAUCGCUCGUGCGCCAUUCUCUCUUUCUCUCUCAAAGCAGGAAAGGUAAAGCAAGCGAGCAAGAAAGAUGGUAAGAAGAAGACGAGGGGGGAGGGAGAAUGGGAAGAUUAUAUACCUGGAAUCCUUAAAACAGCAACCGCAAUAAGACGGGGGGGCAGAAACGAUCCGCGAGGUGUUGGUUACACAAAAUAGGAUUGUACUUUAUUGACCGGUUAAGGGGGGGCCAAUCGGUUACGUGCCGGAGGGGAAUGGCAACUCCCACCCCCCUGAGGCACCACAAAGUCUCAUGAUUUGCGAUACAUAUCCGUUGAUGCAGCAUGAUGAUAAUGAUAUCUAUUAUAAGGAACUCAAUAUCAUUGGAGCCUAUGGAAUUGUAACGGUUGUUGACUUUUAUCUGUUUCUCCUAUGUGAGUCUGCAGGUUUUCACUUACAAGACGUUGAGUGAGUCUCGAGUCGAAGUACGGAUAUUUAUCAAUUAGAUGGGAGAAAUAAAGGAAAAAAAUCAUAAGAAUCAUUAUCCCUCAAGUGCCAAGGAAGAAAGUAAUAAAUGAGUGAGACAAUAUCACG